Molecule: messenger RNA, 933 nt
Organism: Acanthosepion pharaonis
Lineage: Eukaryota; Metazoa; Mollusca; Cephalopoda; Sepiida; Sepiidae
Source: the annotation of a GenBank genome assembly
AUGGUUUUCUUGUUAUGUCUUGAACGAUUUUUUUCGUCAAUAUUUCGCUUGGAAUGCAUUUUUUCAAUUAUUCCAUACAAUUACUGGUCUCUAAUUUUCCUUCAUAUUACUUAUCUGUCCAAUCUAGUUUUCUUUUCCUUUUUUUCUCUUCCUCUUUGUUUAUUUUUUCUCUCUUGCUUUAUUUCUAUUGCUUUCUUUUCUCUCUUCACUUUUCGACUUUUCUCUCCUUUGCUCUCUUUCCUGUUAUUUCCGUUUCCUUUUCUUCACUCUUUCUCUUCUCUUUUAUUCUCUCACCAUUUUCCUUUCUCCCUUUCACUUUUCUUUUUCUCGUUCUAUUUCUCUUCUUUCUCUCUCUCUUCCAUUUCCUUCUCUCUUUUUCUUCCCUUUUCUUUUUUCUUCAUUAUUUUCCCUUUUCUUCUCUCCUUUUAUUUCCUUGUCUUAUUCUCUUCCCUUUUCGUCUUCCUUUUUUAUUCUUCUCAAUUUCUCUCCCAUUUUUUUCUUUUCUUUUUCGUUCCCCUCUUCUUCUGUCUUUUGCCUUUUCUUCUCUUUCUUUUCCCUUUUCUCUCACGUGCUUUCCAUUUCUUCUUUCUUUUUCUUUCUUUCUUUCUCCUUCUGACUUUCUUUCCGAACUUUUCUCUCUUUAUUUGUCUUUUUCUCUUCCCCUCUUUCUCACUCGCAUUUCCAUUUCUUGUUUCUUUCUUUCUCCUUCUGUCUUUCUUUCCCCCACUUUUCUCUCUUUAUUUUUCCUUUUCUUCUUUCUCUCUUCCCGUUUCUUUCUCUUCCCUCUUUCUUUUUCCUUCUCUCUCUUUUCUCUUUCUUUUCCCUUCCCUCUUACUGUUCCCUUUUCAUUUCGCUUUUCUUUUCUCUUUCCCCGUUUAUUCACACUCUCCUUUUUGUCAUUUUUGUCUUUUAUUGGAUUCUUCCCGACUCUAA